Messenger RNA from Hydatigera taeniaeformis, 2154 nucleotides. Lineage: Eukaryota; Metazoa; Platyhelminthes; Cestoda; Cyclophyllidea; Taeniidae. The record is from the annotation of a GenBank genome assembly.
AUGGCGAUUUCUGAUAUCGUGAAUAUGAACAACGGAAACUCUCAUGAUAUAAAGAGCGAAGAGGAAGAUGUGCCUCUGGCCGCUCGUAUGAGUUUGAAACGGACAUAUUCGUCCAGUGAUGACGACGACGUCCCACUGGCCACAAAAAUGAAGGAAUCACGGAAAAGGAAACACAAGGAGCCUCUCUCUGAUUUUCCGGCAAGUUCCUUUGUGAAAACAUAUUUUCUUUUUAAGAAGAAGCGCCCGAAGUCGGAACCAAUGGCAAACGACAUCAAAAUUAAACCAGAGAAGAGUCCUUUUAAAAAUGAUGUUAAAUCGAAAUCGGCCACAGUUUCACCCAAAAAAAGAAUAAAAGAGGAAGAGAGCGAAACUGUUUGGAAGUGGUGGGAGGAAAAAAAUAGCAACGGCAAAUACAAGUGGCGGUUUUUAGAACAUAAUGGCCCAUUGUUCGCUCCUCCAUAUGUUCCGCUACCGGACAGUGUCCCUUUUUUCUACGACGGUCAACGCAUUAAAUUGUCGGAGGCGGCCGAAGAGGUAGCUGGAUUUUACGCUAAAAUGCUGGACCAUGACUAUACCAAAAUGGAGGUCUUUAACAAUAAUUUUUUCAAGGAUUGGCAAAGGGUGAUGACUCUCGAGGAAAAACAAAUCAUUAGAAAACUUUCAAGAUGCGACUUCACUUACAUGGCGGAAUACUACAAAAAGAAGGCUGAAGAGCGUAAGAAUUUGUCUAAGGAAGAAAAACAGAAGAUUAAGGAAGAAAACCAGCGUACUGUGGAGCAGUACGGUUUUUGUAUACUUGAUGGUCACAAGCAGAGAAUUGCAAAUUUCCGUAUUGAACCACCGGGUUUGUUUCGCGGUCGUGGCAAUCAUCCAAAAACUGGCACGCUGAAAAAGCGUAUACUCCCAGAAGACGUCAUAAUUAAUUGUUCACAAGAUGCCAAAGUCCCUUCUCCUCCUUCGGGCCACCGUUGGAAGGAAGUGCGUCAUGAUAAUACCGUUACGUGGCUGGCUUGCUGGGUUGAAAAUGUCCAGAAUAACUUUAAGUAUGUAAUGCUUAAUGCUUCCUCCCGUCUGAAGGGUGAAAAGGAUUGGAAAAAGUACGAAGUCGCCAGAAGGCUUCACAGCUGUGUAGACAAGAUUCGCGCUGACUAUCGUGCUGAUUUUAAGUCCAAAGAGAUGCGUGUCCGUCAACGUGCGGUAGCGCUUUACUUCAUUGACAAGCUGGCUUUGCGUGCCGGAAAUGAGAAAGAUGAAGAUGAGGCAGAUACGGUAGGAUGCUGUUCUUUGAGAUGUGAACAUAUUAAACUUCACGAAGAGUUGGACGGCAAGCCAUAUAUAGUGGAGUUUGAUUUCCCUGGCAAGGACUCGAUUCGUUACCAGAAUUCUGUCUCCGUGCCGAAGCGUGUUUUUAAGAAUCUGAAGAUCUUCAUCAAGAACAAACAAGGCAGCGAUGACCUUUUCGAUCGACUAAACACGACUACACUAAACCAAUACCUACGAGAAUUGAUGGACGGUCUCACUGCCAAAGUUUUUCGUACCUACAACGCUAGUCGAACCCUUGAGGAACAGCUAGAGCAUCUCACCAAUCCUGAUGACAUACCGGCUGAGAAGGUUCUUGCGUAUAAUCGUGCCAAUCGAGCCGUCGCCGUUCUUUGCAACCAUCAGCGUGCCGUGCCUAAGUCCUUCUCCACCUCUAUGGAGAACUUGCAGAAAAAGAUUGAUGCGAAAAAGGAACAAAUAGCUGAUGUUAUGCAGGAGGCCAGGCAAAUUAAGGCUGAUUAUUCACAUUCAAAGACUGCAGCAAAGCGGACUCAGUAUGAGAAGCUAAAAAAGCGCCUUGGAACCCUGAAGGAACAGUUGCUGAAACUUCAGGUUCAAGCCACGGAUAGAGAUGAGAAUAAGACCAUCGCUUUAAGCACAAGCAAACUAAAUUAUUUGGAUCCUCGGAUCACGGUCGCAUGGUGCAAGCGAUACAACAUUCCAAUUGAAAGGGUCUACAAUAGGACGCAGCGAGAAAAGUUCAUGUGGGCGAUUCAAAUGGCCACGGAAGACUACAAGUUUACCGACCUAACCUCAGACAAAGCUACAAACCAGUUGAAGCAAGAGGAUGAUGAGGAUCCUGAAGACGAACCGGGAGAUGAAGAUGACUUCUGA